Molecule: messenger RNA, 1254 nt
Organism: Sphaerulina musiva SO2202
Lineage: Eukaryota; Fungi; Ascomycota; Dothideomycetes; Mycosphaerellales; Mycosphaerellaceae
Exons: 3
Coding region: 13-1194 (393 amino acids)
Biological process (GO): peptidyl-histidine methylation, to form tele-methylhistidine
Molecular function (GO): protein-L-histidine N-tele-methyltransferase activity
Source: RefSeq, a predicted model, not a curated record
AAGCCAACAGCAAUGGCCUUUUCCUUCGGCUUCUCUGAAGACAUAGCCAGCGAUGAUGACUCGCCAGUAGUGCCAGUACCUGCUACAGUCCAUUCUGUCCCCAGUCCUGUUGCCACUUCUCAGGUACCAGUCCGAUCCCACACGCUCGACGACUUGCUAGCCACACUCCCAGAGCAUCUGAGCUACAGCACCGUCCGCAUCGAGUCUCCCUUGGGCAAAAUCGUAUACUUGCCUCGCAGAGAGCUGUUUGAUGUGCGAGCCCAACUGUUACAAGAAAAUUCAUCUGCGAGCGAUCAAGUCGUAGAGAAUUUGGACAAAUCCGAUUUACGAUCGGGGAUUUACGAAGGAGGGUUCAAGACGUGGGAAUGUUCCAUUGAUCUUGCCAGUUUCCUUCUCGAUCGCGGACCAAGGAAAGAUAUUGAUGAAUUGGUCAAAUGCGAUCAGAUUCUGGAGCUCGGAGCAGGCAGCGCUCUUCCCAGCCUCAUCCUCUUCCGCCACGCAGUGCUACACUCCCUGAGUGAUCUCACAUUCACUCUCGCAGACUACAACGAAGAAGUUCUCCGCCUCAUCACUCUGCCCAAUCUCAUCCUGACCUGGGCAGCCGCUACAACCACAACCACCACAACCUCCCCAGAAAGCAACAGCAACAGCAACAACAGCAUGAAUUUCCCCCUCUCAGAACCCUCCAAUGGUGAUUUCGAACUCACCCCCUCCCUCCUCUCCAACUUCAAAACUUCCCUCCAAUCCACCAAUCUCACUCUCAAUUUCCUCUCUGGUCCCUGGUCUCCUGCUCUCGCGAAUCUCAUCCUUCCAUCUGCAUCCCCAUCCCCAUCCCCCUCUCCCUCUUUCUCUAUAGGAGAAAAAUCCCUCCUCAUCCUCGCCUCCGAAACAAUCUACAGCCCCACCUCGACCGCAGCAUUCGUCGAUCUCGUCACUACUUUGCUCAAGCGACGCGGCAGCGGCGGCAGUGGCAGUGGCAGUGGCAGUGGCAGUGGCAGUGGCAGUGGCGGAAACAUGGGCAAAGCGGUGUUGGGGGCGAAGAAGAUGUAUUUUGGCGUUGGAGGGUCGGUGGAUGGGUUGAAGGAAAUGUGUCGCGAUAGGGGCGCUGUGGCGUAUGAAGUGGAGAAUUCCGGGGUGAAGGGCAUGGAAGGGGAUGGAGUGGGGAGGGCGUUGGUGGAGAUUCAGAUGUUUUAGAGAGAGGGGAUGGGAUGACUUGGAGAAGAACUAGAUUUUCUGGAAUAUUACGACGAACCA